GUUUGGACUCAUUUUAGCAACUUUUAAUUAAUGGCUAUUUAAGUCAUUAUCCUGUAUAUAGCGCGCGAUAUCCCGAUAAAGAAAAUCCGGAGUUGAAUGUUCUUACUCUACUUGUUUAGGGUUGACAAGAAAUGUCAAUAAUACAAAGGAGAGGUUCAAGUAAUGGAAUAGAUGACAAAGAGGAGAUCUCUUCUUACGAAUGGACUCAAGACAAAGAACUUCAUUUAAAGAAGUAUGUUGAAGAAUAUAGUAAUGCAGUUAUAGAUUUAAGUCAAUUCUAUCAGCGAAUAGAUUGGGUAUAUUUACUGAGAAUAUUGGAGUUCCCUGAUGUGGACUUUCUAAAGUUAAAGGUUGAUGAAUUAUAUGAUAGUAAGUAUCCAUACUUGUAUGAGAAUGAGUUGGAUGUUAAACGAGUAGCAGGUUACUGGAAGAAUAAAAAGACAACCCUCUAUAGAGAAGUGAAUGAUAUAAUAGUAUCACUUCAAUUAGAGAGCUUUAAAACCGAAAGAGAUAUCGUAGCACCUGCUCCACCACAAGUACCACAAGUACCUCAAUCACUGAAUGAUGUAGGAUCGUCUUAUAUUAGUAAAGUAGAAGUGCCAUUAACUACUAAGAUGGAAAUGCCCAAGAUGACGAAAACUCAGAGACGAAUGUCUUUGGACUUGAUGCAUUUAGGGGCCAAUACAUCACAUGAUAGUAUAGUGGGACUCAAGAGAGAUACUAGUCUUACUAAACCAGCAGUUAUAAGUACAACAUAUGUUAAUGCUAUAACCAAAGCUGAAAUAGCAGUAAGAAACAAAAACGGUAAUCAAAUGCCGCUAAUAAGUAAUAGAUUAAGAAAUGUUCUGCAACGUCUAGGCUUCCGAAAACCAUCAGAAUCCCUGAGGACUGUUUCAGCCCCAUUAAUUUCUUAUGCUGAGCCAGCCACCAGGACUACUCAAAGGAAGCAGACUCAACAAAAUCGAACUAAAAUGGAAAGAAGAGGUUCUUUAUUUGGAGAGAACCUCCCACAGUAUAUUAAGAAUCAAUUGAAGCAAGCUUAUGAAACAGAUAGUGAAUCAAAUCUGAAAGUGAGUCCAGUCCCCCCUACCGAAACUAUAAAAAGGGAUAGUAAUGAAGAUAAUGGCGUUAUUAUGAAAUCACCUUCAAGACUUCAGAAUUUACUAGCCAAUUCUCAAUCAUUGUAUGCUUAUUCUAGAGAUGUUUCUAGCAGCAGAUUCCAUAAUGGAAGUCAGACUCAUACCAACGAAUCAGAGACAACCGAUAGACAUUCAGAAUUUGAUGGAGAAGAAAAUGAUCGAGAGUAUAUUCUGCCCGAUCUGCUCACAAGAUAUAAUGGUAUUGAUGAUCAUGAAGAAGUUUUGAAAGAAAUAGAUGAUGGUGAUGAUGAUCUAGUACAAUUAGUAGUAAGUUUUGAUAAUUUACUGCGAGUAAAUGAAGGCGAAAAUGAGUCUUCAUUCCAUGAACGAGAGGAUGAUGAUUAUCUAUUUAAAGUAUAGCAUGAU
Molecule: messenger RNA, 1505 nt
Organism: Scheffersomyces amazonensis
Lineage: Eukaryota; Fungi; Ascomycota; Pichiomycetes; Serinales; Debaryomycetaceae
Exons: 2
Coding region: 132-1499 (455 amino acids)
Source: RefSeq, a predicted model, not a curated record